ACUACGUGAUGCGUCCCAUACACAAACACACACACCAGGCUUAACCGGCGUAUCAUGUGCAUUUAAAAGGGGGAAUGCUUCCAUUCAAAGGUUUGGAAAAGUUUGGCGAGUGAUGCGUGAUUGUGACAUCUCUAAUGACCAUUCAUCUUGACGUCAUGUAGAAGUGGAACUAUCAGACAAGUUUUCCUGGAAUCUGAUUUUGGCCUCAAAAUAUCCUCUGAUUAUUGCUGUUAAUUUCCUCAACUGCAAAAUCCAAAGAAAGACAAUAUAUUGGAUGCCUUUUCAGGAGCUGUUAGCUCCGUGUUUAUUUAUUUAUUUCUUUUGGAGCUAUCUGGAAGCCAGUGACCCUACCGCUUAGGGUGGGUCAGGAGCUGGGAUGGGUGUGCUUGUUAUAGCAGUCUAAUUCCUGUUAAGUCUUUCCAUCUGUGUCGGACGCAUCAGUGUCUCUUGAAGGAGCUAACUCUUGGGUCCGUAUACUGGAAGAUACUCUGUCACCGAUGUAGUACAUCGACUCCUGGAGUGGGAAGCACCCUGUGGUUGUGUGUAUGGAUUGGUAGAGUUGUGACGCUUUGAGGGUUAAUGUCUGAGUGUGUAUCUGAGAAGGAAGAAAGGGAUCAUGUCUUGGUUUUGAACACCUGGAUUGUAUUACCGAGUUGAUUGACACGUUAGGAGAGCCCCUACUAGCCAAGGAUUCAUGCUGAUACACGGAGGGUGUCGAAACAAACAAAUACAUGCUUAUCGAGGCGGUGUAUAGGCAAUAGGAGGCAAAGACCAAUAGCAAGCCAGCUGUCAGCACCCCAGUAAAGAAACCAGAGAGACACAAGAUUCGCCAUGGCGACAGUGGUGUUUACUCAAUGGAAAUGGACGAUGAUGGCCCUAUAGGAGACGAGAAACAAAAAGAAGUUGGCAAAAUGAAAGAAAAGAAAGCCGCUCCUAAGGUGAAUACCUCACCGGCAUCUUUCCUCUCCCAGGUGAGGGAUGUGAUGAUCAAAGAAGGGAAUGAAGUAAGAUUUGCUUGUCACAUCUCAGGAGAACCAAAACCACAGGUAAAAUGGUUCCACAAUAGCAAGAGAAUUCACUCGACACACGAUCCAAGGAUAGUAGAAGAUGGCUUUACUACAACCCUCACUAUAUUCUCAGCUCAGCUUACUGACCUAGGAGAAUACUCCUGUGAGAUUUACAAUGGAAUCGGUGAGAAGCAAGCCAGUUCGGCAAAGCUUACCGUACAACCGGACAGGACGAAGAAGUCGUCGGGUCGGCUUCCAGAAUUUCUUGAUUUCUUCAAGGACAUGUCAGUCUGUGAAGGCCAGGAUGUGAACUUGACGUGUAAGGUCCGAGGUAAUCCCAUCCCAAAAGUCAUUUGGCUCUACAAUCACCGCCCUAUCCACGAAAGUGGUGACUUCAAAUUCUACCAUGAGAAUUUCAGUCACCGACUCCAUAUUGUGGAGGUUCUUCCAGAGGACGAGGGCGUGUACACUUGCAAAGCCAUCAAUUCUUUUGGGGAAAAACAGAUCAGUGCUGAACUCUUUGUCGAAGAGCAGACCCAAGGGUUGGACAGCAACAAAGGGCCACAUACUUCUGCGCGCCCUUCGUUUCUUAUACACGUGGAAGAUGCAAAAUGCUGGGAGGGGAAUGGCGCCACCUUUGACUGCAAGGUGACAGGUUUACCAGAGCCUGAGAUUCAGUGGUACCACGAUGGAAAGGAGAUAGAAGCCUCCAACCAAGGUCAUUAUAUCAUCGACAGAGGCAACAAUGGAAACUGCAUGUUGGUCAUCCCACAUGCGACAGUAGCCGAUGCUGGAGAGUAUGCUUGCGUUGCAAAGAGCAACCUUGGAACGGCUCACAGCAUUGCUGAACUAGUCGUCAUUGAAGAUUAAUUUUAGAAUCUCUGCAUGUCUCCUUCCAAAACUCUGCAUGCUAAAGGAUUGAAUAACUGUUGGG
Messenger RNA from Lytechinus pictus (painted urchin), 1941 nucleotides. RefSeq names its product myosin light chain kinase, smooth muscle-like. The record is from RefSeq and is a predicted model, not a curated record. Lineage: Eukaryota; Metazoa; Echinodermata; Echinoidea; Temnopleuroida; Toxopneustidae. Bases 855 to 1877 code for a protein of 340 amino acids. The transcript has 5 exons. Gene Ontology annotation, molecular function: protein kinase activity.